This is a messenger RNA of Chaetomium strumarium, 927 nucleotides long. RefSeq lists its product as uncharacterized. Bases 1 to 927 code for a protein of 308 amino acids. The transcript has 4 exons. Lineage: Eukaryota; Fungi; Ascomycota; Sordariomycetes; Sordariales; Chaetomiaceae. The record is from RefSeq and is a predicted model, not a curated record.
AUGAUGCAGAACGGCGUUCUGGACGCGCCAUGCCCUUCUCACGCGCCCAUAAGACUCGCCAUCCUGUUUCCACGCUCGUUUUCGUUUCUAUUGGACCAAGUCGUUCCCGAUGCUGACGCGUUCAAGAGUGUCCGGAAUGUCUCCCUGGGCGCCAGAAGAGGGGAGAAGGACUUGAUGGGGAAGAUUGCGAACCCCGUGUUGGACAGGCGGCACCUUGAACCGGAAGAGGCACCCGAGAAGCGGUCGGUGAGGCUCACGGAAGGGAGAGCGACACUACAGCACGCAACGGCCCAGGUCGGUGCCACGCACAGAAUUGCGCGCCUGCACCUCCAGCGCGGUCCAGGCAGCUUUGGCCUGCGCCUGGCGAAGCAGUGGCCGUCCGCGGGAGCCGGCAUCGCAAUACGGGAGAGAGCCAUCAGUUUCCCGCUGAGCUCGGCAAUGACAAUUGGCCCCGGAAGUCUGCACCUCGCCAGCACCCUGCCGCAUCUGCCGGGCUUCGAGAAUGAUCAAGAAGAGGGAAACCACAGGCUCACCGGACUUCCGUCGCGCCACACAAAAAGCGAGGGAUUGGCUUUUUCCAUGCUAAAAUCUCGAAAUGGCGAGCGUCACUGGCUGGAUCCAGAGGCCGAGAACUGCAAGUGCCGUUCGGGAAGACGCGCCAAGUGGUCCGUCCUUUCUGGCUAUCGCGGCAAACCCAUCGAUAUCUCAGGUGGCGUUUUCUGGUGCUCGCAGGAGGAUGCAGGAUUGAGCCAGAAGCUCACGACACACCCCUCCUUCCCCAUGAAGUCGCCAAAUAUCCCGAUUUCCAGGUUACACACGGUGCAUCACCUGGUCAGCAGCGCCCCCAAGCCUCUCAGGGGGCCACACAGCAGGCAUUUGUUCCCCCGGCCGAUACCGCAGAUCUGGGAAGUCUGGAACCGAUUUUGA